Molecule: messenger RNA, 1228 nt
Organism: Paramormyrops kingsleyae
Lineage: Eukaryota; Metazoa; Chordata; Actinopteri; Osteoglossiformes; Mormyridae
Source: RefSeq, a predicted model, not a curated record
AAAUAUCCCUCUUACGACACCCGGGCUGCCCCGUGAUUACGCUCUAGAGGCUAUAAGAGAUGCCUUACUGUUUAUGUUAAUGACUCAAUAUUGGGAGUUCAGCUCUGCGUUCAUUCUUAUUAAACUUCUCAUUAUGCGGAUUCCGUUCCUGACGGCUUGCUCGCUGAUGGCAAGGUUGCAGAUGAAUUUAUUAACUCAUUUUCAUUCACAAAGAAGAUUACUUUAUACCAUGAGGUUUGUAAUUAAAGAGGCACGCCCUGAGCCACUGCGCCUCCCUUUAAUCUGAAACCUAUUUGCUCUUUGCAGCCUGGACACGACCCCGGGGUUGGCGAGGUCCCCUCCCCCAAACCACAAGUCCCGCCCAAACAUCCUGUUUGGAUGCCCGUCCGAGGUGGGGAAGGCCGGGCGUCCAUUACCCAGCAGAGAACGGAGACCCUUUCGUUCGAGCAGCCGUACUCUGAAGCAGCUGCCGCGCAUAAGAGAGACGGGGAGUGCCGGGAGUGUCGGGCGCUCAGGAAUGUCGGCGGAGAGAUGCUGUUUCAGCCCCCCAGACCUAAGCUGGGCCUGACGGACGUGCAGGACCUGUCGUCGGAGGACAUGGCGAAAAUCGGGUGCAUCGCUUUGAUCGAGCUCACGACCUUCUACGACUGCCUGGGCAUCGAGCUAAAGCAGAACCGCACGUUGAUUCGCCACAAGGCCGGUCGAGAAAGUGGAAUUUUCGGAGUUUCCCUUGUAACACUACUGGAAAAUGACCGAAAGAUUUUACCCGGUUCCAGGGUUCCACUUGUUUUCAGAAAGGUAAGACAAUUUAAGUCUAAAAAGUACAUUUCCCUUAUUAGGACACACUGCCUGCAGCAUGUUGUUGUCAAAUUCCAUAAAGAACAACAUUUACCAAAAGUGGCUCUCAGAGUUUGAGCUUGUUUGUGUGUUUGUAGUUAUUUAUUCUUGAAAUGUAUGAUCUCUGAUGUGGAACAUUAGCCAUUCUGAGUGAUUCAAUGCUGUGAUUUAGCUGUACACCAGGGUGUCCGGCAACGGGAAACAAGUCUCUGGUUGGGUGGGUAUUUUCAGGUCUUUCAGAGGGGUUGGCCAUCGCUGUCUCGAUGUACCUCACGUCACGGGUCAGUUCGUCAGACCUGAUGACAGCUAAUCUCGUCCUUCCUGGAGGAGACUUGUGAUUCAUGGUAUUCCUGUCUCCCAGAAAGGCUGAAACCCACAGAUACUAGCUACC